AAAGUGACAGAAAGCCUGAGUUGCAGCGAGGGUCUCCAGGAAGGAAGAGAGAUGACGCUUUCUCUCUCGCUGGUGCUUGGUUUCAGCUUCCUGUGUGGAGUCAGGUAUCGAAAUCAGACCUUUUGAACCUGUUCCGUGUGGUUUGUGAUUCACCAUCAACUGAACCAAGCGGAUCUCAAACAAAUCGACCGUUUUUUUUAAUGCAAAUGCAUUUGCAAUAACAUUGUAACUUCCCCCUAAAAUGCACUGACUGUUGAAAACGUAUCGUGUUGAAUGCGACAUUUGGGUGCGAAAGGUCAGCGCUUUUCGAGGCUCUGGGUCGACGGUUUGAGGAACUGUAGUCGAAAGGGCGGACUCACUCGGCACGGUUGAGAAGCCACGACGCAGCCUGCUUUAGCUUUGCCUUCGACAUGAAGUCCUCCACGUUCCUGCUGCUCCUGUGUCUGUCCUCCUGCUCCGCGGCCCAUGGACAUGGAUACUUCAUGUAUGCCGACUUCCGGUGCAACAUACACCCCGCGGGGCCGCAGCGGGUGGAGUAUCUGAUCGACUGGUAUUUCAACAAAGAGUUCAUGAUGCAGUACAACAGCACGUUGGGGAAGUGGACCGGCCUCACCCCGGCCGGACUCAUCUCCGCCUCCGUCUUCAACGAGAACCCGUUCGACGUCCUGCAGCGGAAGGAGGAGAAGCAGCUGAUCUGCGUGGACAACGUGGGGCACGCGCUGAACGCCACGAGGGACAACAUCGCUGCACCCAGCGUCCGUCUGGUGGAGGCCAGCGGCUCCGGUGGCGACACCACGCUGGUGUGCAGCGCCUACGACUUCUACCCCAGACACAUCCAGGUGGCGUGGCUCCGCGACGGACAGGAAGUGACCUCGGGCGUGACCUCCAGCGAGGUGUUGACCAACGGAAACUGGACGUACUUGGUCCACUCCUACCUGAGGGUCACGCCGGGCGGGCGGGACCGGGUCACCUGCAAGGUGGAGCACGUCAGCCUCAAGGAGCCCAAGCUGCGCACGUGGGCGGAGCACGAGGCCCGAGACUCGGAGACGGGCUUCCUGUUGGGCGGCGCUUGUGCUCUGCUGCUGGGGACGGCGUGUCUGUCCUCGGGACUGAUGGUGCACAGGAGGAGGAGAUAUUCUAACGUCCUGUGAGCCUGUCAGCAGGACUUUGACUGCGCCGAGAGGAAAGUCCGAAGGGAAAAUCUGGAAUUGAUUUUUAAAAAAGUGACAUUUGAGAGUUUUCUGCAGAGUCUUGUAGUAAAGUGUGAGGGUGAAAUCACUGUUUAGUUUUCAUUCUGAACCAAAGCUGACACAUGAGCUCCCAGGGGUGCACCGUCGCCACGGUUACACAACCACAGAGAAGUAACGUGUAUGUGUCAAGGUGGCAACUCCGUCUCCACGGUGACGGUAAACAAGGGACAUACACACAAAGCGAAACAUUAGCCGGACAGAGAUAAAGACUCCACACACACACACACACACACACAAACACACGCACGCACACACACACACACGCACGUGCGGACGGGACAGAUGGCGGAUUCACAGCGAGCAGCCCAACCCGUCAACUUUGUGCAUCAAGACGAAAUCUGGUAAAAACCUGCUGCUUGUUUCUGGGCUGUCGUUUCCUUUCACUCUCUGUAGGUUCUGUGUUCUGACCGAGCAAAAACCCAAUGAAAUAGCAAAAGAGUCACGAGGAUAUCUACAAAUGCAAAGGAGCGCUUUGGACUCAAAUGGACUUGAGUUUGAUUCGGUCUUUGUAUCGCAACAGCAGGCUAAGCUUUCUGCCCAGAUGUUCUUAUUAGUAUUACUACUGUCAUUUGUUCUGGUUUUAGUUUUACUUUUGAAUGAUUUUCUCACUCCCUUUUUGUUCCUUUUCCAUUCAUCUUUUUUGUUUGUUUUGUUUGUUUUUGUAAGAAAUGUGCUAUAAUAAAUACGGCUUGCCGUAGAAAC
Messenger RNA from Pungitius pungitius (ninespine stickleback), 1952 nucleotides. RefSeq names its product H-2 class II histocompatibility antigen, A beta chain-like. Gene Ontology annotation, biological process: immune response; antigen processing and presentation. Gene Ontology annotation, cellular component: membrane; MHC class II protein complex. The transcript has 4 exons. NCBI's taxonomy places the organism in Eukaryota, Metazoa, Chordata, Actinopteri, Perciformes, Gasterosteidae. The coding region runs from base 411 to 1151 and encodes 246 amino acids. The record is from RefSeq and is a predicted model, not a curated record.